AUGGAAGGCCGUUGGAUAGGAAACCCCCCUGGGGGUUUCUAUCGUUCAUCACACCACCAUAAGCAGCAGCAGCAGCAGCAGCAUCAGCAGCACCAGCAGCAUCAGCAGCACCAGCAGCACCAGCAGCACCAGCAGCACCAGCAGCAUCAGCAGCAGCAGCACCAUCAUCACCAUCAGCAGCAGCAGCAGCAACAUCCGCACCAGAGCAGCAAAGGUCGUGAUGGUCCAAUAGAGAAUAAAUCUUCAUCAUCUUCAUUUGCUGCUGCAGCAGGAGGAGGAAGAUCAGCAGGGCAGCUGCAGCAAGGUUCUCCUCGUGGUCUUGCUGCUCCUAGAUCGUCACGCAUCAAGCCCUCAACCAUCAGCAGCAGCAGCAGCAGCAGCAGCAGCAGUAGCAGUAAUGACUCUACCAGCACCACGACGACUACUACUACAAGCAGCAGCAAACAUCAGCACCAGCAGCAUCAGCAGCAGCAGCAGCAGCAGCAGCAGCAGCAGCAGCAGCUACCUAUACAGACAGAGGAAGAAUUUUUACGUGGCUGCGGAUUUCAGGCAAUUUGGAGCGAAAGCUUCGAAGUAACAGCAUUACUUGCUGCUGCUGCUAAAUUCUCUAGUAUAAAAUAG
Molecule: messenger RNA, 621 nt
Organism: Eimeria maxima
Lineage: Eukaryota; Apicomplexa; Conoidasida; Eucoccidiorida; Eimeriidae
Exons: 4
Coding region: 1-621 (206 amino acids)
Source: RefSeq, a predicted model, not a curated record